AUGAAAACUCAUUCUGUUUAUCCUCUAAUUGAGGACCCUCUCCCAUUCCCACUUCUUAAUGAUACGUUCUUCAGUGAAUAUUCUCAAGAUCCAAAACUUAUAGGCAGCUUGAAUCAAGAGAUGCUGCAUCUCAAUCAUAAGUGCUCCUACAAAUGGCUAAAUUAGCCAAGAAACGAGUGGAAUUUUGAGAACGAUAUUAGAAUGCUCGUCAUAACAUGGAACAUGCAUGGCAUGAUACCCAACCAUUCCCUAAAACGACUUUUCAAUAUUGAUAUAUUGCAUCAUGAUUUAAUAGUUGUUGGAACAUAAGAGUGUCAACGUAGUAUAGUUACUUCAAUAUUUUGUGAAUCAAAAAAUGAGUGGGAAGUCAAAUUACAGAAUGAAUUAGGAAAAUCUUUUAUAAAAGUAUAAUCAGCAUCACUGAAUGCAAUGCAUAUCAUAGUCUUCGCUCAUAAAUCAUUGAUACCCAAAAUAAGGAAUGGUAAGUCUUACACUUUCUCUUAAGGUUUCAUGGGAAUUGUUGGUAAUAAGGGAGGAAUUGCAGUAUCAAUAAAUAUCAAUGAAAAGAUCUUCUUAUUCAUUAAUAGUCAUUUAGAAAGUGGGUAAAACUCUGAAUCUAAAAGAUAAACUUAAUUUUCGAAAUUGGAAACUCAUUUUGAAAGCUAAGUGUCUUCUAACCAUAAUCAUGUCUAGUAUGAUUAUCUUAUUUGGACUGGAGAUUUCAAUUCUAGAAUCGAUGACAGGAUAAUUCCUUAAACAAUCAAAACUCACUCUGAUUUUUUUGGAUGGCUAGGAAAGGAUUAAAUGUAUCUUAGUCGUCGUAAUAAAUUAAACUACUAAUCUUAAUUUUAAGAAGGAAUGAUCUUUUUUCCACCAACAUACAAAUUGCUAUAAUACUAUAAUUCUUGGGCUGUAGAUUAAGAUUUCAGAGUUCCAGGUUGGUGUGAUAGAAUUCUCUUUAAAGAAAAUAAAAAAAUGACGUUGCAAUCCACCUAAUAAAGUUUUCAAGAAAUAACUUCUAAAUUGAAACUUUAAAACUAUGAUGCCAACUUUGACCUCUUAGGUAGUGAUCAUCGACCUGUAUUUGCUUAAUUCACAAUAGCACUUUGA
Messenger RNA from Paramecium tetraurelia, 1110 nucleotides. RefSeq lists its product as uncharacterized. Gene Ontology annotation, biological process: phosphatidylinositol dephosphorylation. The transcript is spliced from 2 exons. Gene Ontology annotation, molecular function: phosphatase activity. The record is from RefSeq and is a predicted model, not a curated record. NCBI's taxonomy places the organism in Eukaryota, Ciliophora, Oligohymenophorea, Peniculida, Parameciidae.